Paramisgurnus dabryanus is the source of this 801-nucleotide messenger RNA. Lineage: Eukaryota; Metazoa; Chordata; Actinopteri; Cypriniformes; Cobitidae. The record is from RefSeq and is a predicted model, not a curated record.
AUGCCAGCUCUUCCCAUUGAAGAUAAUUCUGGAUGGAAAUGGCUCUUGUUGAAAAAGUUUUCGGCAGAAGUGUGCAAUAUGACAGCAAGGAUAUUUGAUGAUGAGACCUUGAUGAAUUCACUGGAGGAUGCCAAGUAUGAUCUUGUUCUUGCUGACCCUGCUUUUAGAGGUGUAGUGUUAGUGGCACAUCAUCUUGGACUCCCGUUUAUUUAUGGAGAGGGUCACUUAGUUGUAGCUCCAUCUCCUUUCCUUUAUGUGCCUGUUAUAGGAUUACAAUUUACCGACAGAAUGACAUUUAGUCAAAGAGUCAUGAAUGUGGUGACAUAAAUAACAUAAAUAAUAAAUUCAAGGUACCUUGGUUAACCUUUCAAGGAGUUCACCUAGAAAUUUGGUCAAGGUGUUGAUUUCGUCUCCCUACUACAGAAUGCAGAUAUCUGGCUUAUGAGAAAUGAUUUCGCUUUUGAUUUUCCAUGACCCACAAUGCCAAAUAUCAUCUAUAUGGGCAGCUUCCAGUGCAAACCUGCUAAGCCACCUCCAGCUGAUCUUGAGGAAUUUGUGCAGAUGAGUCAUCAUCAUGUCUUUAGGCAUCUUCCACAGGAUGUCACCAAUGAGAUAUCAGUGGCUUUUUCUCAACUUCCUCAAAAAGUUAUUUGGAGAUACACAGGACCGCGAACUGUAAUCCUUGGAAACAACACAUUACUUCUAAAUUGGCUCCCUCAAAAUGACCUGCUUGGACAUCCUAACCCCUCGUUCAGACAGCCAGUGAUGUUAUCGCUGUGUGUCGCUCGUCUCUUUCAAUGA